Molecule: messenger RNA, 1563 nt
Organism: Microthlaspi erraticum
Lineage: Eukaryota; Viridiplantae; Streptophyta; Magnoliopsida; Brassicales; Brassicaceae
Source: the annotation of a GenBank genome assembly
AUGGAUGUAUCAAGUAGUAUUCCGGCAGAGAAAGUGAUCGGAGCAGAGAGAAGGGAGCUUCAAGGGCUUCUUAAGUCGGCGGUGCAAUCUGUGGGAUGGACUUACAGUCUCUUUUGGCAACUUUGUCCUCAACAAAGGGUAUUGGUGUGGGGGAAUGGAUACUACAACGGUGCAAUAAAGACGAGGAAGACAACUCAGCCGGCGGAAGUAACGGCGGAAGAGGCUGCGUUAGAGAGGAGCCAACAGCUGAGGGAGCUUUACGAGACGCUUUUGGCUGGAGAUUCAUCGACGGAAGCAAGAGCAUGCACCGCAUUAUCGCCUGAGGAUUUAACGGAGGCUGAGUGGUUUUAUCUAAUGUGUGUCUCUUUCUCUUUCCCUCCUCCCUCUGGGAUUCCGGGAAAGGCGUAUGCAAGGAGGAAGUACGUAUGGCUAAGUGGUGCAAAUGAAGUUGACAGUAAAAUCUUUUCUCGGGCUAUUCUCGCUAAGAGUGCCAAAAUUCAGACAUUGGUUUGUAUUCCCAUGCUUGAUGGCGUUGUGGAACUAGGCACAACGGACAAGGUAAAAGAAGAUGUAGAGUUUGUUGAGCACAUAAAGAGUUUCUUCCAUAACCACCCAGUGUCAAACCCAAAGCCAGCUCUCUCUGAACACUCCACCUACGAAGUGCAUGAAGAAAAUGAAGAAGAAGAAGAAGAAGUAGAAGAAGAAGAAAUGACAAUGUCAGAAGAGAUAAGGCUUGGCUCGCCGGAUGAUGACGAUGUCUCCAAUCAAAAUCUACUCUCUGAUUUCCACAUCGAACCAACCCAAACUUUAGACACACACAUGGACAUGAUGAACCUAAUGGAGGAGGGUGGAAACUAUUCCCAAACAGUAUCAACACUUCUCAUGUCACAACCCACAAGUCUUUUUUCAGAUUCAGUUUCCACAUCUUCUUACAUCCAAUCAUCGUUUGCCACGUGGACUGUCAAAGAGCAUCAGCCUCAUAAGCGAGUGGAGAAAGCGGCCAUGUCGUGGCAAUGGAUGCUCAAACACAUAGUCCUGAGAGUUCCUUUCCUCCACGACAACACUAAAGAUAAGAGGCUGCCGCGGGAAGAGCUUAACCACGUGGUGGCAGAGCGACGCAGGAGAGAGAAGCUGAACAAGAAAUUCAUAACGUUGAGGUCAAUGGUUCCGUUUGUGACCAAGAUGGAUAAAGUCUCCAUCCUUGGAGACACCAUCGAGUACGUACACCAUCUUCGUAAUAGGAUCCAUGAGCUGGAGAGUAAUCAUCAUCACGAGCAACAACAUAGUAAGCGGAUGCGUAAGGGAAAGAGAUCGGAAGAGGUGGAGGUUUCCAUCAUAGAGAGUGAUGCUUUGUUAGAGAUGAGAUGCGAGUACCGAGAUGGUCUAUUGCUCGACAUUCUUCAGGUUCUUAAGGAGCUCGGUAUGGAGACUACUUCAGUUCAUACCUCAGUGAAUGACAGUGAUUUCGAUGGGGAGAUAAGGGCAAAAGUGAGAGGGAAGAAACCAACCAUCGCUGAGGUUAAAAGAGCCAUCCAUCAAAUCAUAGCCAAUACUAAACUCUAG